GGGAGGGAGGGCAGCACCGUCAAGAGAGAUAGAGACUUGGAGAGAGAGAGAGAGAGAGAGAGAGAGAGAGAGAGAGAGAGAGAGAGAGAGAGAGAGAAGCAGCCGGGAGAUAUCUCAGUGUUGUGGUGUAGACAGGGCAGGGUGGGGAACAAAACUGCCCACAGAGGAACAGCUGGACAGCAACAGGCAAGCGAUAACCUACAACAAAUCAUUCUUUAACAGCUGGACACCAACAGAUAAGAGAUACAACAAAUCAGAAGCAUCCAAAACCUCUACAAUCAGUUUUGCCGUGUGAUUUCCAGGUUCAAGCCUGGUGAAACUCUUUUUACACUCACUUCAAAACUUCAAGCGCCACGCGCCUGUGGUUAGAGUCAACGGUUUUUCAGCCAGCGCCAUGAGGUACAGAGGGCAUCUCCUGGUUUGGGAGUUGCAGCUGCUCCUGCUUGUCUUUGUAGUGGAGUCUGAAGUUUGUCGAGAAGGUUUCAUUGUAGACCGAAGUGGAACAUGUGUUGAGUUUGAUGAGUGCAACACCGUCUCUAACCCUGAUUACCCUGAGUUUGAGGAUCCUCCAAUAUGUGGUGACAAUGCAGACUGCUUUAACACAGUGGGCAGUUAUAACUGCCAGUGUAAAGCUGGAUUCAGACCAUCUAGGGGGAAUAAUAAUUUUACUGCCGAAAGUGGAGUCAAAUGCCAAGAAAUCAACACAUGCUCAGAGAAAAAGAUAAACUGUGGAGCCAAUGCAAAAUGUGAGAACUCCCAAGGCAGUUAUGUUUGUGUUUGUAAGGAAGGAUUUCUCCCAAACAAUGACCCGAGCAUAGAGACCUUUUUAACCGAUCAAGGAGUGACGUGUCAAGACAUCGACGAUUGCAUUCCAGGACCAGGACAAGUAGACUGUGGGAGCCAUGCCAAAUGUGAAAACAAGAUUGGCGGCCAUACUUGCAUCUGUGAUGAUGGGUUUGAGACCAGCAGUGGGCAGCAGGCAUUUACUGAUGCUCAGAGCAGCUGUCAAGACAAGGACGAGUGUGCCCUAAAUACUACAAUCUGUGGACAAAAUGGUGAAUGCAAGAAUACACUUGGCAACUAUCACUGUAGCUGUGACGAGGGCUUUGUUUGGAACAACAACACUGGCCUUUGUGAUGAUAUAGAUGAGUGUAAUCGAAACCCCACAAUUUGCAAUACAAACUCUCAAUGUAUUAACAAUUUGGGGAGCUACAAGUGUACCUGCAAUCCCGGCUACACUGUGAAUGACACAACUAAGCUUUGUGAAGAAGACGUGUGUAAGCUGCGACCUUCCAUCUGUGGAGGAGGAGUCUGUCACCAAGGCAAUAGUGGUCAUGAGUGCUUAUGCCAUGAAGGAUACGCCCACUCUGGCUCCAACCAGGAAGGGUGCACAGCACUAAACUGUUCUAUGUUCCUGGGUGACGUCAAUCAUUGGCAGAGUUUCGGACCUGAGCUGGACGCCGUGCGUAAUCUGCUGUCCAGCCAGUGCGUGAAAAGUGCUGAGGGAAAGGCCUUGGGGCAGACUGAAGAACUGGACGCAGAAGCCCUGCUAAUGAAACUCCUGUCCCUAAUAGAUGACCUAUUGUCCAAAGGACCACUCAGUAGCAGCGAACAGGUCAAUGUCUUGUUGUCCACCGUCGAGCAAGCCCUAAAACUGCUCGGACCUCUACUGAAGAACGCUCGGACCAAGAAGUCAAGUAUCUAUGCUGAGGUGGAGUUGCAUCUGGAGAGAGGGAGUGCUCCCCCUGCAGGAGUGGUGAGUCUGUCCUCUGAGAGCGGCCAGCUGGACACACACUGGGACACUGUGGCCGGAGACGCCUUCCCUGGAUUUGCCAGUGUUGUCUUGCUGACGUACAAAAACCUGGAGAAGUCCACGAAUAGCUACUUCAGCAACGUGGCUUCAGAGGCCAACCAACGCUUCCAGAUGGACUCCAAAGUAGUGACCGCAGCGGUCAGCAACAAGGACACGGCCCAGCUGAAGAAGAACGUCACGCUCACCUUCCACCAUCUCACUUCAGGGGAGGUACAGAGGCGUUGCGUUUACUGGGACCAUGGUAACAGCGUGUGGUCUGAGCGAGGCUGUACCAUGGUGAUGUCGGACGCCAACCAUUCCAUCUGUUCAUGCAGUCAUCUCAGCAGCUUCGCCGUGCUCAUGGCACUCUACGAGGUCGAGGACACCAUUGAGUUGCUGUUGAUAACGUGGGUUGGCCUGUCUCUGUCUCUGGUGUGCCUGCUGGCGUGCGUGUUGACCUUCGCCCUCUGCCGCUCCAUCCACAGCACGCGCACCACCAUCCACCUCCACCUCAGCCUCUCUCUCUUCAUCGCCUCCCUCAUCUUCCUCGCCGGCAUCUCCCGCACGGAGAACCAGGUGGGCUGCGCUGUGGUAGCUGGUCUCCUCCACUUCUUCUACCUGGCGGCGUUCUGCUGGAUGCUUCUAGAAGGGGUGCAGCUGUUCCGCAUGGUGGUGCUGGUGUUCCACACCACGCUCCGCCCCCUCUACAUGGUUGCCACGGGAUACGGAGUGCCCGCCGCCGUGGUGGCAUUGUCGGCCAUCUUCAACGCCAAGGGAUACGGCUCCAAGCGCCUGUGCUGGUUUGAUGUGACUCGAGAUGCCUUCAUUUGGAGUUUCCUGGGUCCCGUGUGUCUCAUCAUUGCUGUCAGUGUCUUCUUCUUCCUGAUAACUGUCUACAAGCUGGCGGAGAAGUUCUCUAGUCUCAACCCUGAUCUCAACAACUUGCGCAAAAUCAAGACAUUUACCAUCACUGCAGUUGCUCAGCUGACGGUGCUGGGCACCAUGUGGAUAUUCGGCUGUUUCCAGUUCAACAAGAACACCAUGGCCAUGUCCUACAUCUUCACCAUCCUCAACUGCCUGCAGGGCGUCAUGAUGUUCCUCAUGCACUGCCUGCUCAAUAAACAAGUGAGGGAGGAAUAUGGCAAACUCCUGUCCUGCAUCUGCGCUCCACACAAGUCCAAAUACUCCGAUUUCACCUCCUCCAACCAGUCGAAGUCUCAACUGUCCAAAAGUGCCCAGAACACCGGGGAGUCCCAUAUCUGAGAUCUGCAGUCACGCACGUCGGCUUGACCCCUCUUCCCCUGAUCUACGUCGGCUUGACAGAUCCUUUUAGGUUAUUUUGUUUUGUGCUGCAUCUGUGUCACUGAUGUGCACGCAAUUUCGGCCUUCUUCGAUGGAGUACUCUCCCAUAGGAAAAAGAUGUGUAAAAACGUAUAUGGCUACACAAAUAUUAUGAAAUCGUAUAUAGUAUAAACAAUGGGCCAGUUUUGUAGUGUGUACCAUAUACUGUAAGUAAACGCGUAUUCAGUGUUGAUAUAUGUUGCAGUGCAUGGAAGGUGUGCUCACUCAGUAUGUAUGAGGAAAAAUGAGGAAUGGGUCUCUUUCAUAGUUUCUGCCAUAUGAAUUUUGUAUUGUCUAGACCAUAUUUGAAAAACUGAAAGAAAAGUCUGUGACACCAAGCUGCCCUUCAUCACGUCUGAUGAAGGGCAUGCUGCCCGAAACGUCACAUUAAAAAAGAGCAACGGGAGCUUGGUGUCUCGGACUUUUCUUUCAGUUUUUCAUGGUAUUUUUGCUGGUCCUGCACCCAAUCUUUUUGAGACGGACGUGCGUGUUUUUUUUCUUUUUAACUACUAAACCAUAUUUGAACCAUUUUGUAAGUUUUAUCUGUAUAUUUUUCAUAUGGUCUUGCCGUAGUUCUUUGCAGUGGAAGAGAUGUAAACUUUCAUCAGAAGCUUGCGGUUACUGUUGAUUGCUUGUGAGGCGUGUGAAAUGUCUGCUGCUGAUGGUUGUUUGUAAGAUGUCAGCCAAUGGUAAAGAUUGUGUGUUUCUGGGUUUGGUGACUUGACAAUCUGCUGUGUGUGUGUGUGUGUGUGUGUGCAUGCGUGUGCGCGUGUUUGUUGUGGUGGAUGGGUUGGAUGGCUUUAAGAAAAAAAGAAAAAGAAAAAAAAAACUUGGUCCAAGUAAGAUUUCCUUUUUUAUUAUGUAUUAAGUAUUUAUUCUGUUGCUGAAGUGUGUGUGUGUGUGUGUGUGUGUGUGUGUGUGUGUGUGUGUGUGUGUGUGUGUGUGUGUGUGUGUGUGUGUGUGUGUGUGUGUGUGUGUGUGUGUGUGUGUGUGUCUUUUCAGAGUAUCUUUGCAGUAGAUCUGUAAUGCUGUAUAAUUUCUUUUGACCUCUGAGCUCAGUAUGUUGAUUUGUUUAUUUCAUGUCAAUUUUAAAAAAUUAUCUGCUGCUUUUAAAUGUAUGUAUAUACAGUAUAAGCUCUUAAAAAUAAAUUGAGCAUUUUUAUGAAUAAACAUAGAGAGGACUGGGUGUCUGAUUGUACCAAAUGUCUACUCUACGUGCUGUGAUUUAAGUCAUCAAGUUUAUCUUUUAUUGUGUACUUGUAGACGCUUUGUCUAAAUUGAUAGUCACAGCCAAAACUGAGAUAUGUACCCAUGACCGGUGUUGGGCAACCUGGAUUCAUUAGUGUAGCCCCUUAAUGCAUGCCGUACCUCCAGUGGCACGCUGUAAUAGUCAUUGAAAAGUUAUUAACAUAGUACUACAAUACUAUGACAUAACACAGGGCCUUUAGUAAUGCACUAUGACUUGGUCAUUGCCAUUCUGGUAACAGCUAAUGUAUAAUGGUGUGUCUUAAUGGGUUAAAGUCCAGUGGCACAUUUUUCAAAAGACCUGCUGCUACCUGUCCGAUUUCACUAGGUGAUUGCCUGGUUUAAUGAUCACCUGGUGGAAUUGAUGCAGGUAAAAGUAGUUCAGAGAAGAGGCCGCACCCUGCACGCACAAUGUGUUUUUCUGAAAACUGAGUAGAACAUUUGGGCCAUCGCACUCACAGUCGACAUAUCUAGUGAAGCCUGCUUCAAGUUGAACAGGUACUGGCAGGCCAUAUGGGCUAGGGGGCACUGGAUUGUAAACUGAUGACUCCACGUUGCCCAUCACUGUCUGUGAAAGAGGGCUUGGCAAUGAUGGUAUUGAGAUCGCCCC
Molecule: messenger RNA, 4988 nt
Organism: Engraulis encrasicolus (European anchovy)
Lineage: Eukaryota; Metazoa; Chordata; Actinopteri; Clupeiformes; Engraulidae
Product: adhesion G protein-coupled receptor E5
Exons: 21
Coding region: 395-3055 (886 amino acids)
Biological process (GO): adenylate cyclase-activating G protein-coupled receptor signaling pathway; cell surface receptor signaling pathway
Cellular component (GO): plasma membrane
Molecular function (GO): G protein-coupled receptor activity; calcium ion binding
Source: RefSeq, a predicted model, not a curated record